GGGGGGGGAAGCGAAGUCUCUGUGGCGAGAGCGAGGCGAGGAGAAGGAGAAGGAAUCCCACAAUACCAGGCGGGCUGGCUCGAGAGCUUGCGGAGCUCCCGCUGUCUCUUUAAUGCAAGAGGAAGCGAUGCGGAGGGGUGGAAAAUGGCAGAGCUGCAGAUGUUACUAGAGGAGGAAAUCCCUUCUGGAAAGCGGGCUUUGCUCGAGAGCUACCAGAACCUCACCAGGGUCGCCGACUACUGUGAGAACAACUACAUCCAGGCUCCAGACAAAAGGAAAGCAUUAGAAGAGACCAAAGCAUACACAACUCAGUCUUUGGCUAGUGUUGCUUAUCAGAUCAAUGCACUGGCCAACAAUGUGCUCCAACUACUGGAUAUCCAAGCGUCCCAGCUCCGGAGAAUGGAGUCCUCAAUCAAUCAUAUUUCCCAGACGGUGGACAUACAUAAAGAGAAGGUGGCCCGUAGAGAGAUCGGCAUUUUGACAACCAAUAAGAAUACAUCCAGAACACACAAAAUCAUUGCGCCAGCAAACAUGGAGCGUCCUGUAAGGUAUAUUCGAAAACCUAUAGACUACACAGUGCUGGAUGACGUGGGUCAUGGUGUAAAGUGGCUAAAAGCCAAGCAUGGAAAUAACCAGCCUGCGAGAACUGGCACUCUGUCAAGAACAAAUCCGCCUACACAAAAACCACCAAGUCCUCCCAUGUCGGGCCGGGGAACUCUGGGACGGAACACACCUUAUAAGACUUUGGAGCCUGUUAAGCCGCCGACAGUCCCUAAUGAUUACAUGACCAGUCCUGCAAGGCUCGGAAGCCAGCACAGUCCUGGGAGAACGGCAUCCUUGAACCAGAGGCCCAGAACACAUAGUGGCAGUAGCGGCGGAAGUGGCAGUCGAGAAAAUAGCGGAAGCAGCAGUAUUGGCAUUCCCAUUGCCGUGCCUACACCUUCACCUCCGACUAUUGGCCAAGCACACAUAUCUGCUCCUCCUCCUCCUCCUCCCGAAGCUCCACCAGCACCACCAAUGCCCCCACCUCUGGUCAUGGGCAGUGUGAUAGGUGCCUGCUUUUCAGUUGCUCCUGGGUCAGCUCCUGGUUCCCAGUAUGGCACUAUGACCAGGCAGAUAUCCCGACACAACUCUACCACUUCUUCGGCCUCUUCUGGUGGAUUUAGGCGGAAUCCUUCUGUGACUGCCUCGUUUUCUGCUCAGCCUCAUGUUAAUGGUGGUCCUCUCUAUUCUCAAAACUCAAUUUCUAUUGCUCCACCCCCUCCCCCUAUGCCUCAGUUGACUCCACAGAUACCUCUCACAGGCUUCGUGGCCAGGGUGCAGGAAAACAUUGCCGACAGUCCAACUCCACCGCCACCGCCGCCUCCCGAUGAGAUGCCCAUGUUUGAUGACUCCCCGCCGCCGCCACCUCCGCCACCCGUGGAUUAUGAAGAUGAGGAGGCUGCAGUCGUGCAGUACAAUGACCCAUAUGCAGACGGCGAUCCGGCUUGGGCACCUAAAAGCUAUAUUGAGAAAGUUGUUGCCAUAUAUGACUACACAAAGGACAAGGAUGAUGAGCUGUCAUUCAUGGAGGGUGCAAUCAUUUAUGUUAUAAAGAAGAAUGACGACGGCUGGUAUGAAGGUGUUUGCAACAGAGUGACUGGCCUGUUUCCUGGAAACUAUGUUGAGUCAAUCAUGCACUAUGCGGAUUAAGUUAUCUCUUCAGGUCAGGUCUUAUUCAAUCAUGCCAUAAUUAUUUACAAAGGGUAACUAAAAGGUUAACAAUUGUCUUAAUGCUCUUUAAAAUGUGCCCAUCCUUUCAGGCCAUACUGUUUAAAUGGUAUGAUUGAAUGUUCAUCUGUAAGCAUUUGUCUCUGCAGAGUUUGUAAAACGAGCAACUGUUUAUUACUGAUUAUGCUUAUUUACUUAUGCAUUGUUGAUUUUUAUGACCAGCCUAAAUAUUCUGGGGAAGUAGGGUAUAUAAUAUUUAAUGACUCAUGAUUCAAAUUGUGCCAUUAUUUUCUUUUUUCAGUGCAGCAUGGUAAACUAACAACUAUGUUAGACUAACAUUAAAUCUGAUUGAAAAGUCUGAUAGUGCUGGUCAUUUACCUUUGUUUAGACUCUUGCUCAUCCUCAAACUAUAGUAUUUGUUUAAAAGCAUGCAUACAAACUUAUGUAUUGAAUUAUACUUUUCUCUCUCCAAAAAAUCCAAGAUGCUUCCAAUUUGUUGUAAUCUUUUGCCUGGAGUACUCUUUCACAAAGCCUAUUCCAAUUAGUCCAUUUGAGUCUCUAAGGUGUCCAUUUGAAUCAAAGUCUUAUGAUGUAUGUGUGAUUUGUACCUGAGUUUUUUAUGAGUAAAUUUGCAUUGAAUUUUUCCAUUCAUAAAUACAUAAGUGAACCAAAGGUCUUGUCCAUUAAUUUGUUGGCUUGCCUUGCAAAGCAAUACUAAAACAUUGACUUGGCAAAAAUCCCCCCGCCCCUUGUAAGGGACAAUUUUGAUGCAAGUGCAAAACUUAACAUCCUCCAAGAUAGGAAACCAAGUUUCUGCAAGCUCAUGAUGUGUAAAAUUACACAAAACUGUAUUUGGCUUCAUUCAUUGCGACAGUGAGUGAUAACUGCUAGACACUUGCAACUCAUGUCUCUUGUUACUCUUUUAAACAGAGGAUCACAGUGCUAAAAGGCUUAUAGGGGAGUUUGCAGAGUAAAGGAGUCCUGGGCCUGGGAAAUUGCAUUAACAUCUCUUUGGCUAGUUCUUGGAUGCUAGACUUAGCUGGGGAUUGACACACAGCAGAAAUCUGUGCCUAUUUCCAGCUAUCCACAUAUGACCAGAGCUGUCCAGGCUGAUAGUGCUGAUUUAGCAUUAGAUGGGCAAAGUCAUGCCAUCCAAUUGCAUUGUUGGCAGUACAGCUGCAGCACCAGGAAUCAACAAUGCAUUCUUCCCUCUACCCAGUAGUCUUUUACUCUGGCAGUGGAGCUUCCUUAGGGGUGAUUGCCUUUACCAGCUUGGGUGACUGUGGUUAUAAAAUGAAGCCACUUGGCCCUGGUUAUGAGGCUACCAAGUUUUGUUCUCCGAUCUUAACACAUUCCACAACACGCUGAGUUGUGAGGAAACUUAUCACAAGUCACUGUCCUAUUGGCCACUGACUCACUUAAAACGUGGAAGGUUGCAUGUCCUGCUAAAAUGUCGUAGCACUGAAGGGAUUUGCUACUGACUUGUCCACAUCACUGUAUUUAAAGACGGUUGCUGCCACAGCCAUCCACAAAAUACAAGGAGCAUGUGAGCCCAGGUGGAGGCAGAUACUACAGGAGAGAUGAUGCUGGUCCAGGUGUCCUACUGAAAGGAACUAAUCAUAUCAGCUCACGUAGGGAAGGACACAAGCAGUCACUGCCUACUUUGCUCUUCUAAGAAAGCAACACAUGCACUUUGACACCUCCAUUUUGAGCACAACGUCAGGUGACUUUUUUGGUCUCUUUGUACAAAACUUGUAUUACUUAGAUUAUCUAAGGCAGGUUAUGAUUUAGUAAGGGAUUUUUUUUUACUGUAUGUAGUAAAGAUUUAUUUGGACUGAACUGUCUUAAUGGGUAUUAAAAUUAAAUGAUGAAAGAGCAGGUGUACUGGCUGUUCGAGUGGUUACAAUUGUUUUCUAGUGUGGCAUUAAAUACUGAAGCAUCCCUUGCCGCCUUACCUUAAACAAACCUAACUAUAUUAAAUGCUUUCUUGCCUUUUCCUAAUUGUUAAUCUGUUAUUUCUGAGAUCAGUUAGCAAUCCGUAAAACCUAUCUGUAUUCCCUUUAUAAAUUGGAACAUCUUAAAAUUGUAUAUAACCUGUUUAUUUACAAAAAAUGUGCAGUCUUUUUAUAAUAAACCAUACUCCUUUAA
Messenger RNA from Lacerta agilis (Sand lizard), 3858 nucleotides. It is a transcript of the gene ABI1, whose product is annotated as abl interactor 1. Gene Ontology annotation, molecular function: cadherin binding; SH3 domain binding. The record is from RefSeq and is a predicted model, not a curated record. Lineage: Eukaryota; Metazoa; Chordata; Lepidosauria; Squamata; Lacertidae. The coding region runs from base 145 to 1692 and encodes 515 amino acids. Gene Ontology annotation, cellular component: lamellipodium; intracellular anatomical structure. The transcript has 12 exons.